AGUCGGAAGACACUUUAGAGUGAGGAGAGUGGAGAGUCGAGAAGGAGGAAAGUGGGGGCGGGUGAAUGAACGAGGGUGAGAGGAAGAGAGAGAGUGAAAGAGAGUGAAAGAGGACGGGAGAAGGAGCGUGCGAGCGAGCGAGAGAGGGGGUACUUCCGCCAGGCGUUACGUGAACAUUGCCGAAGUGUCAUGAAAGCCACGACGAGCUUUACGAUCCAGCAUCCUAGCUGCCGGCUGAGUAUUGUCCUGGCACUCCGGAUAGACUCACUCGUGGCACCGACAUUCGCAUGGAUGCGAUCGGAGGUGUUAACGCGAUAUGGACGAGAGUACGAUUAAAUAUUUCAAGAGGCGGCGAAAUAUUUCGAUCACGGGAAUGAUAAAUAACGCGUCGGCACACUCGACGGUACGCGUGUCGCCCGCCGGCUCGAAGCGUAAUGUAGCACUCGAAAAAAUGUGCACAGCGCACGAACUUGACCACCUCGAAGAUCUAGAACGUUUCGAAUGUUGAUUUAUUGUCAUCGCUCGACCGUUCAAUGACGCGCGGCAAUUCACGGGAUGUGACAUAUAGCUCUUUUUGCACAUUGUUUCGGUCUUCUCGCGCAUUGCGUAUUUUUCCGCGACGGAGUGUUACAUUAUCGCCAUGAGCUAGCUCUCCCGUACUGUAAUAGUACGUGUAUCGGUGUGUAUGUGUAUGUAUGUGUGCGUGUGUGUUAGCUGUAAUUCCUGUUGAACGAUUAAAAUAUUUCACUGGCUCUUGAAAUAUUUUCUAUCGGGCUAUCGUCGGCGUCGCGUUAAUUAAAACGUGUUCCUCCAAUCGACUCCACGCGAGUGUCAGCGCCAUGAGCCGGUGUAUGAAGCACCACGUCGGACGAACAACGGGGAGCAGGAUGCUGAAGGAUUAGGAAGCCAGAACGGAGAAUACGGGAAGCCGAGACGCAGACAGCAAAAUACAUCAUAUACUUCCAGGGAGAUUUCAGGUAUGGCUGGUGCUAUGAGACAACUAGAAGUGCGGCAACUUCCCGCGGAAGUGAGAGUGAUGCAGUGGUCGCCGAAAAUGGAUCUUUUAGCGAUCUCCAAUGUAAAAGGUGAAGUUGUCCUUCAUAGACUCACGUGGCAAAAGGUAUUGUUGCUAAGCCCUCAAGACGAGUCCGACACUAUCGCUCACCUAGCGUGGAGACCGGAUGGGAAGCUCCUUGGUGUGUGUUACGAGAACUCCAAAUUGCUCUUUCUCGUUGACGUUGAAACUAAAAAUGUCAUUCACAAAACCAAACUGCCAACAAAAGACUCAACUGUCUGCUGCAUCAAGUGGCUGCUGCUACCUAAUGUAGAAUACGACAGUUCAUCGACAAUUGAUAAAACCGAUAUCUCACCUACGGGUGAUUAUUUGCCUCCACUGCCCACUUUAAACAGAACUUUCAAUCAGGAGCCGGAACGCAAAGAAUUUCUAACACAUUUGGAUAUGCUGUAUGUUGGUCAAGAAAAUGGCACGGUGUUGAUAUAUAUUUUCGGUAUGUUUUACUGUGGCACUAUCACUGUAGGCCACGGACCAAUUUUAGAAAUCACAGGUGGACCUGAAGGCCUGAUGUGGAUCACGUGGAAAGACAAGAGUUGCAUUAAGACAACCAGAGUAUCCUGUCCACUACUGGAGAGGAACAUAGCAUUCUUCAAGAUAGCGCAAAUUCAAGCCAACAUAGAAUGUUUAAAGGAUUACCUCUCGCGUACCUUGAUGGCUACUUCUGAAGCUUGGGAAACGAUACUCCUGGAAAUGGAUGAGAAGCUCACACGAUACGCGGAGGCAAAUCCACCUGGUAGUAUGCCUGCGGAUUUCUUAGAACUGUUAAUGAUCGGAGUACCCACGAAGAAAGUGCAAGAUUUCCUGCUUCGAGAGCUCACAGAGAAGGGACUGAAGAAAUUUGGUCACAGUAUCGAAAUGUGUUACGGUAACAUACAGAAAUUGGUUUCGAAAAACUUAACCAGCGUCGGCAUGGCUCUGGUUUAUCAAUUAGCCGAAUUGAGGGGAUUGGUGAGAGUAGGUGGCCCGUACGAAGCGAUAGGAUUACGCGAUGAAACACUGGUAACUAAUGCCGUAAAUGAGGCCGAAGCUUUCCUAGCAAAAUCGUACGAGAUCGAGCAAGUCAUAGAUCAGAGUAUGCGCAAUUACAAGGCCUUUUUCCGCUGGCUGUACGUAGCCAUCCUCCAGUUCACGGACGAAAGAAUACCGCCGGAGGUGAGUCGCGUAAGUCAACAGGAAUUGACAUUCAUCGCCGAAUUUCUGCACGGCUUCGAUAAGACCGUGUCGGGCGCGGAUGGCAGAAGAGUGGUGAAUUUGGAAAAGCUGGGUCAGUACCUGCGCCACGAGAAUCUGCAGACUCGUUUGACGCCGGAAGGAAGCGAAUGGGCCGCUAUGCUCGAUACAAAUGACUGCUUGCGCGAUUACGCGCACAUAGUGAAGCAGGACUUCAGCUUGUCUCUGGUGCAAUCUCACGCGAAACUGGUCUCCGCUAUACAAAACGUUUUCACCGAAUCCUAUCAAAGCUUGGUCGAUCACUUCGCAAUGGUAUCGAUAUCGUUACCGUCGCUCGUAUCUCUGAUAUCCACGCAAAUUGUAACGAACGAUGGGAAUCUCUUGCUGGCCAUGAGCGACACCGGCAGCAAGUCUGUCAAACUUUACAAAAUCGAGCAUUCGUCCGCGGAACCAGCAUCGCUCAACUCGAAGGUGACCACAAUAAACAUGGAUCACGAGCACGGAGAAUAUUCCAAGGGGAGCCCCAAUACUGUGAUAGUGGAUUUGCAAUUUUACUCGCUGGACUAUCUCAGCUUGCUUACACUGAACAAACAAACUCACACGACGUUUCUCAUACAAGUGCCGUUGCGUGACAUAUGCGCGUUUAAUCAUCAAAGUGACGACACGGUGAAUUUGUUCGAUAUCUUCGGCGUGACGUGGUCGAAACCGUUCCAAGGGAUAUUCAGGCGACUGGCGGUUAGCGGCGCGCGGAAAGUGGCUGCUGUUUUGAGCGAGAACAACAAGAAGAUCCGAUUGUUUGAGACCGAAGUGGAACCCGAGGAUGAGGAAGACGAUGAGGACGACGAAGCGGGAAUCGAAGAUAACAUGAUGGAUGCCACAUCCAGUGCGCCAGUGGAAAUUUCUUAAUGAAACAUGAGUGUAAUGAAGGAAGUGGGAAGGAAGUGAAAGUAGGACGCAAUCAAGGUAUGGAUGAUCCACGUACAUCGAGUAGAU
Molecule: messenger RNA, 3238 nt
Organism: Dinoponera quadriceps
Lineage: Eukaryota; Metazoa; Arthropoda; Insecta; Hymenoptera; Formicidae
Gene: APC4
Product: anaphase-promoting complex subunit 4
Exons: 9
Coding region: 980-3151 (723 amino acids)
Biological process (GO): positive regulation of mitotic metaphase/anaphase transition; anaphase-promoting complex-dependent catabolic process; protein K11-linked ubiquitination
Cellular component (GO): nuclear periphery; anaphase-promoting complex
Molecular function (GO): protein binding
Source: RefSeq, a predicted model, not a curated record